Molecule: messenger RNA, 2586 nt
Organism: Prunus avium (sweet cherry)
Lineage: Eukaryota; Viridiplantae; Streptophyta; Magnoliopsida; Rosales; Rosaceae
Product: Tetratricopeptide repeat (TPR)-like superfamily protein
Biological process (GO): RNA modification
Molecular function (GO): protein binding; zinc ion binding; RNA binding
Source: RefSeq, a predicted model, not a curated record
GCGGCUUUUUUUUUCUUUUUUGGUCAAGAAAUAUCUGCGGCUUAUCGUUGAAAUGUCAGUUUAGUCAAAUGUCAGCUAAAAACGACAACGUUUGGGUCUUCCUCUGUUCCUCGUAAGAACAACCAACGACAAUUCGGUUAGUUGAGAGAAUGAGAAGAGUGAUGCAAAUACCAUGGAGCUCCAGAAGAAGCCAUUGCAUGAUGGGCAUGACCAAGCUUUGGUUCAGUCUCUCACUUAAACCACUUGCCUCAAUUCUCCAAUUUUCUUCUCUCACCCAAACCCAAAACCCCACCAAUCCACCAAUUGCUCUGACCAAGAAAGUCUUCACCACCCUCUUACAGUCAUGCUCUUCCUACCCAAACGAACUCAAGCAAAUUCAUGCCCUUAUCCUCACCACAGGCCUCUCUAUCAAGAACAGCCUCAUCACCCAACUUCUCACCAAUUUCACACUCUUAGGGGACAUGUCCUAUGCCCGCCAAUUAUUCGACCAAAUGCAUAAGCCACGCGUUUUUCUAUGGAACACUCUUAUCAAAGCCUAUGUCAAAAAUGGUAUUUUUACGGAGGCGGCUUUUGUUUAUAGACAAAUGCACCUUCUGGGUGUUCGUCCUGACCAGUUUACUUACACGUUUGUGGUCAAGGCAUGUGCUGAACUGCCCGAAUUAUGGGCUGGAUCAGCUGUUCUUGCCCAUGUGGUGAAAUAUGGGUUGGAAUUCGUUGCUAUGGUGAGGACUGAGCUGAUACUAAUGUUUGCGAAAUUCGGAGAAUUGGGUAUGGCGGAUUUUCUAUUUGAAACUAUGGUUGACAGGGAUUUGAUUGCUUGGAAUGCUUUCAUUGCGGCUUGUGUACAAAAUGGCAAUGCUGGUAAGGCUCUUGCAUUGUUUCGCCAGAUGGAUGUAGCUGGAAUUAAGCCUGAUGCUGUUAGUGUUGUGAGUGCCUUUUCAGCUUGUGGUCAAUUAGGGUGUUUGGAGAAUGGGGAAGAAAUCUAUGGGAUCAUGAGAAAAUAUGGGAUUGUUUGCAAUAUAAUUGUUGCCAAUGCACGGCUUGAUAUGUAUGUGAAAUGUGGUAGCAUAGACAUGGCUGAGGCGUUGUUUGAGGAUAUGCCUCAGAAAAAUGUUAUUUCCUGGAGCACUAUGGUAAUAGGGUAUUCCAUAAAUGGGGAGAGUGAAAAGGCAUUGAAUAUGUUUUCGAGGAUGCAAAAACAUGGAGUGCAACCAAACCAUGUCACUUAUCUCGGAGUUUUGUGUGCAUGUAGCCAUGCUGGGCUUGUAAAUGAAGGCAAGGCUUAUUUUAGUCACAUGGUCCAAUCUGGUAACAAGAAUAUUCGACCAAAAAUAGAGCACUAUGCAUGUAUCGUUGACCUUCUAGGCCGGUCAGGACAUCUUGAAGAGGCCUAUAAUUUCAUAAGAAGUAUGCCAAUUGAACCGGAUUCUGGGGUGUGGGGAGCUUUAUUGGGCGCCUGUACAAUCCACCAAAAUGUUGAACUGGGCCAGCGUGCAGCUGAUUUACUUUUUGAAGUAGCUCCAGAUAUUGGUUCAUAUCAUGUCUUAAUGUCAAACAUAUAUGCGGCUGCUGGAAGAUGGGAUUUUGUUGAUAAGGUGAGGCUCAGAAUGAGAAAAGGAGGUGUUAAGAAAAUAGCUGCCUACAGCUCCGUUGAAUGUAAUGGGAAAUUCCACAUUUUCUAUGGUGGAGACAGAUUGCACCCAGAGUCAUCAGAAAUAUAUGAGAAGUUGGAGGACUUAUUGAGACAAGUGAAGAGUAUAGGUUACAUUCCAAAUACCAGCUCCGUGUUUCAUGAUGUAGACAUGGGUGAAAAGGAAGCCACACUGAGCAGUCACAGUGAAAAGAUUGCCGUUGCAUUUAGUCUUAUAAAUCUAAGGCCGAGAGAUAAAAUCCGUUUUCAUCAUUUUAGAAAUGGUGAUUGUUCAUGCAACAACUUUUGGUGAUCGCAAGAAAUACUAAUGACUGGCAUAUGGUGAUUGAAGAAGAACCAAGGAUGAGCUCAUAAUAGAUACUAGCUAUGGCUCAAAGGUAACUAUUAUAUUGCCUACGUCAAUGAUACCUGAACUAGCUUGUGCACUUGUAUUGACAAAGUAUCAACGGCAACAGAUAUCUUAUAUCUGGCGAUGCUGAAAAAGUGGACUUCCUACAUGAACUUCUGCACAGCACUAAGAGGUUUGAGGAAAGCAAUUUUUUUGGCUGAGAAUGUUUAAUUUCAUACAUCACCAAGGAAUUUGACUCAGAUUGUGAAACAGUGCGUAAUGUUUGCCACAAAAAUCUCAAGAUCCUUGGCACUAGAAUAAACGCCUAAUGGGAGCCUUGAGAAAUGGCUAUACUACUCUCACAACUUUUUUCAAGAUAGAUUGCAGAGACUAAAGGAGAACUGGGUUUGAGAGAUUGGGUUGGUGACUCAUUACAUGGUUCAACAGUUAAGUUGGUGACACAAAUUUGCUAGGCAAUGAAGAUGAUCAUUUUGUUGAACGAGAAGUGUAUAUCUUGUGUCUUUAGACAUGGCAUGCAUCCAAGAUUCACCUCUGGAGAGGAUUGAUAUGAAAUAUGCAGUGACAAAAUUUACGAGAAUUAGAGGAC